CGCUUCCUGAAAAGCAACGGCAAAGCCAAGCGGCGCGUCUAACAAGCGGUAAUUCGCUAGCCGAGUACUCCACCAAAAGUGGUCGUCUCCCCGAUUAGGAGGUCCAACCGAACGGAACCACCUGGCGCUCUUCAUGCUGGCGAUCUGCUGACAACAACUUGUCGGCUCUCGUGCGCCGUCUCCAUGGCAACGGAAGAGUUAUACGAGGUGGAGCGGAUCGUGGACAAGCGGAACCGUAAGGGGCGGACGGAGUACCUGGUGCGCUGGCGAGGCUACGGCUGCGAAGGCGACACAUGGGAGCCCGAGAAUCACUUGGCUACCUGCAUGCCGUACGUACACGACUUCAACCAGCACCACACCCUGCGCCACCGAGAUGCCACCUUGCUGCGCUCCACCCGCAGCUACCUGUGCACCGGUACCUACGGCAACCCCUGCGGCCCGCCCGCCCACAUCGGGCGACUCCCGCCCGUCGCCUGCCCGGAUCCCGUCUCGGACCCUCAGCCCGCCCCGGCUCACCUGUACACCUCCCCCGGCGGACUCAAGGACCUCGGACACGCGUCAUCGCGUGCUAUGCCGGCACCCUUGAUGUCGGCGCCUCUGAUGCCAACGUCCUCGGUGGGCCCUGCUCGCCGCAGCUUGGACUUGUCUAAGAGCAGGAUAAAAAUCCUGGUGCCCAGAAGCCCCAUGAACAGCCCACUGGACGCCGAGGAGUCACCCAGCGAGGCGGCGCCCAGCGAGGCGAUCCACAACACGGAUGCCGGCGCCCGCGACGCCCACGAUGUGCCCCCCGAGGUGGCUCUGGAGCAGCCGACCAGCGUGCAGCUAGGCCAGGGGGAGCUGCGCGCCCGUAUGGGGAUCAGGUCGCGGAGCCACAACGACCCGCCCAUGAUGCGACCCCUCAAUGGAACAGGCGCCGCUGAGGAUGCGGGCGCAACGUCGGCGGUUAGCGCUACAAUGGGCGUCCCGGCCAAGCGGCGUCUGGAGGUGCGUGCCGCUUUUGACAAACGUCUGCGCUUUAGCGUGCGCCGGACGGAGAGCGCCUACCGCUACCGCGACAUCGUGGUCAAGAAACAAGAUGGCUUCACGCACAUCAUGCUGUCCACCAAGAGCUCGGAGAACAACGCGCUCAACCCCGAGGUGAUGAAGGAGAUCCAGAGCGCUAUGGCGACGGCGGCGUCCGACGAUACCAAGCUGGUAUUGCUGGGAGCUGUGGGUGGCGUCUUCUGCGCUGGCCUGGACUUGCGCGACUUGGUCAGACGCCUCACGGAUGACAGGAAGAAGGAGAGCGUCAAGAUGGCCGAAACCAUCAGGACGUUCGUCAACACCUUCAUCCAGUUCCGCAAGCCCAUCGUGGCCGCCGUCAACGGGCCAGCGCUGGGCCUGGGCGCCGCCAUCUUGCCGCUAUGCGAUGUGGUGUGGGCCAAUGAGAAGGCCUGGUUCCAGACGCCCUACGCCGCCUACGGGCAGACGCCAGACGCCUGCUCCUCCUUCACCCUCCCCUACAUCAUGGGCCCCCCCUCGGCCAACGAGCUGCUCUUGAGCGGCAGGAAGUUGACGGCGCAGGAGGCUUGUUCCAAAGGUUUGGUCUCGCAGGUUCUCUGGCCAGGAACCUUCACACAGGAAGUCAUGCUGCGCAUCAAAGAACUGGUCGCCGUCGACUCGCUCGUGAGUCUUGCUCAGUAUUACUCGGUAGAAUUGACCAUACUGCAAGUAUGGGAUAGCGCCCAGUGUCUUGUGCCGCCACAGGUCCUGCGGGAGUCCAAAGCCUUGAUGAGGAACUCCAGCCGAAGUUCUCUGGAGCAAACCAACGAGCGCGAGUGUGAAGCCUUAAAGCGAAUUUGGGCCUCGUCGCAAGGAACCGACGCAAUCUUGCAGCACCUGCACAGAGGCAAAGAGCUCUACUAGGACUAGGAGCCGGAACUGGGACCCGUUUGUGCUUCUAAGGCCGGAUUUAGUCUCUUAGCUCCUUUCCGUGCCACACCCUUGCGAACAACACGUUUGUAUCUUUUCUACAUUGCCAAGUAAAACAGGAAAGGAGUCUCGCAGUA
Molecule: messenger RNA, 2048 nt
Organism: Syngnathus typhle (broad-nosed pipefish)
Lineage: Eukaryota; Metazoa; Chordata; Actinopteri; Syngnathiformes; Syngnathidae
Gene: cdyl
Product: chromodomain protein, Y-like
Exons: 6
Coding region: 184-1905 (573 amino acids)
Cellular component (GO): nucleus
Molecular function (GO): transcription corepressor activity
Source: RefSeq, a predicted model, not a curated record